UCAGCUGGGACGCUUCGGAGUGGAGUCAGGAAAAGGCGCAGCUUGUUGCCAAAGCAUGUUGCUCGAUCGGGAAAAAAGUGGCACCGAAAUUUAGUUAAUCACAAUCUGCCAUGAGAAGAGUCACGCUCUUUGUCAACGGGACGUCCUCAAACGGGAAGGUGGUGGCCGUGUACGGCUCUCUGGAUGAUCUGCUGUCGGUGGCCAGCUCAAAGCUUGGAAUAACAGCCUCUAGUGUUUACAAUGGGAAUGGCGGCCUCAUAGACGACAUAGCACUGAUCAGGGAUGAUGAUGUGCUCUACAUCUCAGAGGGAGACUCCUUUGAAGACCCUCAGGAGGAGCUCAGAGGCCCUGACAAGUGCCAGACUCACACUGAUUGGCUGACGCUCAAUGUUGGGGGACGCUGCUUCACCACAACUAGGAGCACGCUGGUCAGCAAAGAGCCGGAGAGCAUGCUGGCACACAUGUUUAGAGACAAAGAUGUUUGGGGGAACAAGCAGGACUCACAGGGGGCGUACCUGAUAGACCGCAGCCCUGACUACUUCGAACCCAUUCUUAACUACCUGAGACAUGGACAGCUUAUCAUCAACGAAGGCAUCAACCCACUGGGUGUGCUGGAAGAGGCUCGUUUCUUUGGGAUUGAACAGCUGGCUGAUCAGCUGGAAACUCUCAUAAAGUCUUCUCAGCCCCCCGAUGACCACUCUCCUCUGACCAGGAAGGAGUUUAUUCGAUUCCUUUUAGCCACAACUACCAAAUCAGAACUGCGUUGUCAGGGCCUGAAUUUUGCUGGUGCGGACCUUUCACGUCUAGAUCUGCGCUAUAUCAACUUUAAGAUGGCCAACCUGCGAGCUGCCAACCUGACCCAUGCCAACCUGAGUGGUGCAAACCUGGAGAGGGCAGACCUGUCCUUGGCUUGUCUUGAUGGGGCCAACCUGCAGGGUGUGAAGAUGCUCUGCACUAAUGCUGAGGGAGCAUCUCUGCGUGGCUGUAAUUUUGAAGACCCAGCAGGAAUCAAGGCUAAUUUGGAGGGAGCCAACUUGAAAGGUGUGGACAUGGAGGGAAGUCAGAUGACGGGUAUCAACCUGAGGGUAGCCACACUGAAAAAUGCCAAACUGAAGAACUGCAAUCUGAGAGGGGCGACACUGGCUGGUACCGACUUGGAGAACUGUGACUUAUCGGGAUGUGAUCUUCAGGAGGCCAACCUGAGGGGCUCCAAUGUGAAGGGAGCCAUCUUUGAGGAGAUGCUGACUCCCCUACACAUGUCGCAGAGUGUUCGGUAAACCAUCGUCCUCCAUACGCACACGUCGCCAUGAAGCCCUCCGUUUUUUAUACUUCCAGUUCUCCAUAUGCUAUGUAAGCCUUCUGAGACAUUAAAAUUAAGUUGCGUGUCCUUUAAGAUGAAAACAUGCGUUGUAGUAGCCGGCACUAUUAUUGACCUCAGCAGCUACAUUAGCCAAGCACGUUUUGGGACAGACCACGGUUCAAGACGGGUGUUUUUCUUCUUGCUUUUUCCUGCCAGAAUUGAAUUCUGUCCACAAAAAGUAAAAACCAUUUUCACCUCCGUAUAUCCACUGGUUCAAUUCCUAUGGGUGGCAUUUUGUGUUAAUUAGUACUUGACCCAAAACAUUGGAGUUUUCCUUUACAACAAAAUGGAAACGUCUUUUUUUGCCAUGAAUUUAUGGGCAAUGGGCAUUUUAUUUUCUAAAACACAAUGGUGAUGAAUUGUACUGUCAUGUGUGAAGCAGGCUUUUAUUUUAGGCCAGUGUGUUGUCUUUUUAUAUAUACAUUGUUUUUUAAUGUCAGUGAUUGACUGAUUGACUUUUAUGCAUUUCAACAAGCUUCCUUUCUGUGUUUACCUCCAACAACAAGCAAUGCUUGCUCAUGAUAAAUGCUUAUUGAAACCUUUUUUUUAUAUGUUGAGAAAGAAAAAUAAAGGCAAACAAAAUCGCUACAGCACAUUGUAACAAGAAAGAGUUCUGACAGCACAUUUCCAAUGCAAUGCAAUGGAAGAACAAACAAUGUAAAUGGAACAAUGACCACAAUAACUUCAGCAUGUGUACAAGACAGACACAUUUUAUGUCUGCAUCUGUUGUGACAUUGUAUUUAUUAUUUUGAAACGUUAAUAAAACAUGCUACAAAGGCAGUUAA
Molecule: messenger RNA, 2145 nt
Organism: Myripristis murdjan (pinecone soldierfish)
Lineage: Eukaryota; Metazoa; Chordata; Actinopteri; Holocentriformes; Holocentridae
Gene: kctd9b
Product: potassium channel tetramerization domain containing 9b
Exons: 12
Coding region: 111-1277 (388 amino acids)
Biological process (GO): protein homooligomerization
Molecular function (GO): protein binding
Source: RefSeq, a predicted model, not a curated record